Sciurus carolinensis (gray squirrel) is the source of this 814-nucleotide messenger RNA. RefSeq names its product peptidyl-tRNA hydrolase domain containing 1 (gene Ptrhd1). The transcript is spliced from 2 exons. Gene Ontology annotation, molecular function: peptidyl-tRNA hydrolase activity. The coding region runs from base 1 to 423 and encodes 140 amino acids. The record is from RefSeq and is a predicted model, not a curated record. NCBI's taxonomy places the organism in Eukaryota, Metazoa, Chordata, Mammalia, Rodentia, Sciuridae.
AUGCACCGGGGAGCAGGCCUGGCCUUUCAGGUUGUCAGAAAGAUGGCGUCUUCUGGGGCGGAGCCGCAGAUCCUGGUACAAUACUUGGUGUUACGAAAAGAUCUAUCGCAGGCUCCGUUCUCCUGGCCGGCGGGCGCAUUGGUAGCCCAGGCUUGUCAUGCAGCCACUGCAGCCUUGCACCUUCACCGCGACCACCCGCACACCUCGGCUUACCUCGGGGACCUGGGGCGCAUGCGUAAGGUGGUUCUCGAGGCCCCAGAUGAGACUACCCUAAAGGAGCUGGCUGAGACCCUGCAGCAGAAGAACAUUGACCACAUGCUAUGGCUUGAGCAGCCAGAGAAUAUCGCCACUUGCAUCGCACUCCGGCCAUACCCUAAAGAAGAAGUGAACCAGUAUUUGAAAAAAUUCCGAUUGUUCAAAUGACUACUGCUUUGGUAUAGUUGAAUAUCAGCUGGGUCCAGAAGUAGAAUUCCAUCCAUCCCUAAGCAUGAUGUACUCCUUUCAGUGUCAGUUUACUCUUUCAGUUGUGGUUUCCUGAGAAUCCCACACAUGUUCAAAUUAAAGUUGUCAUAAAUAAAUACUUCCUCCUAUUAUUAAUUAGUUCAAAUGAGGAAAGUAGGUGAACAGCAAUAUUAUCUAUGGGCCAUUAACCCAAAUAGAAGAUUUACUUUAACUCUGGUAUGAGGAAUUGAGGAAACUCACAUUUUGUUAUGAAUAAUGGAGUUUUUUUCCCCCUCACAGCAGGGGAUUGAAUCCAGUGGCACUCUAACACUGAGCUACACAGUCUGUGUCUUUUGAUUGAUGAGUUUAGGCC